AUGGCCUCUAGUCAUUGUACCCCUGUCAUAGCUAGCAGAACCAGCAGCAGAACCAGCAGCAGCAGAAGAAACACCAGUCCUCCACCAGCUAUUCAACUUGCCACCAUCUUCCACUCACACGAUCCCGAUCUGGCCCCCGAAGCUCACUUCCCUCCUCAGCUAGUAUCAAUAUCUGUGUCAACGCCUGCCCGACAGACUGGUGGCACCAUAUCCACCGCACGCGUACGACGUUUUGUCAACCGAUUCAACAACCGGGAGAUCCUCUUAGCAGUAGAUGGGUCGUGUGUCAACAACGGACGACACGCAGAUAAGUUGACCGAGCCGGUGGGAGGUUGUGCGUUUAUGUUCCGGGCCGCAAUUUCCUCGCCAUCGUCGUCACGCCCUUCACGAACUUCAACAACGUUGUCCAACCCAGCGAUGAGACGGAACCACGCCGACAAUAUCCCAGACCCGAUCGCCUUCCGCUACGAGACAUCACCAGAAUCAACCCACAAAAACGGGCCCGAACCUACCUCCAACCGAGCAAAGCUCCGCGCAGUCAUCGCAGCCUUAGAAUUUCGACCAUGGGGCCAAACCCAACGCGAAAACUGGCACCGCGUCAUCAUCCUCACCGACCUCGAGUACGUCGUCUUUGGCGCAACCCGGUGGCUGCCGCAGUGGGUAGCUCGACAUUGGCGCAAACCGAGGAACAAUCGCGGCAGUGGGCCCGGCGGGCGGUGGUACGGGAACCGUGAUCUGUGGGAGGCGUUGCAGAGACGUGUGGAGGAGCUGAGGGAGGGUGGGUGUGAGGUUUCGUUUUGGCUUGUUGGGCGGGGAGGAGGGGUUGGUUUAAGGGGAGGGGAUGAUGACGAUGAGGAUGGAUGGGAUGAAGAGAGGGGGGGUCAGGGAAGGGAGGACGUGGUUGGGCAGGUGAAGACGGCAGCGAGGAGGGCGGCUAGGGCGAGAGGGGAUGAGUUGGAGGAGUUGACGAGCCUGUAUGACAGCGUCCGUUUGUGA
Messenger RNA from Dichotomopilus funicola, 996 nucleotides. RefSeq lists its product as uncharacterized. Bases 1 to 996 code for a protein of 331 amino acids. The transcript is spliced from 3 exons. Lineage: Eukaryota; Fungi; Ascomycota; Sordariomycetes; Sordariales; Chaetomiaceae. Gene Ontology annotation, molecular function: nucleic acid binding; RNA-DNA hybrid ribonuclease activity. The record is from RefSeq and is a predicted model, not a curated record.